Aplysia californica (California sea hare) is the source of this 921-nucleotide messenger RNA. Its product is annotated as triple QxxK/R motif-containing protein. Bases 594 to 857 code for a protein of 87 amino acids. The record is from RefSeq and is a predicted model, not a curated record. Gene Ontology annotation, cellular component: endoplasmic reticulum membrane. Lineage: Eukaryota; Metazoa; Mollusca; Gastropoda; Aplysiida; Aplysiidae. The transcript is spliced from 3 exons.
CCUUUCACCUUUUGUUUCUGUUUGACAACACAACACGUCAAAGCCGCUGUCACGGUCCAACCAAAAUAACGUGUGCUGUAGAGAAGCAACAGUACAUUGACAAGAGAAGUGGACCCUGCAAUUGAAUCAAAAUAUUAUGCUAUUCAGGCACAGUUUAAGAAUGUGAAACAAUUUUCAUGAUGAUGAUGUACACACAAUUUUAAUUUUCUCAAAACAGACCCAGUGACCACGUAACGGAUGCAAUGAAACUUGCAAGUGACUACUACACUUAAAAUCUAGACCUAGACUUAGACUACAAUCUAGAUUUCUUAUAUUUCUAUUUCUACAGUCUAGAUCUACAUCUAUCUACGUCUAGAUCUAUACCUCUAAAGGUCUAGUGUUAACAGUUGAAGUAGUAGACUCUAGCAGUAGAUCUGAUCUGGAUAUAAUCUAUACAACGGACAGCACCGACUUAGAAAAAAGUAACAGCAGAGACUGGCCGAGAAGGAGAGAUCAGGAAAACACAACAACUUCUCUAGAAAAGACUUAAAACCUUCUGAUUUUUCAAACCCAAUUACCCAAUUUGACAGCAAAGUCGAAAGCCGAGCUUUACCAUGGGAAAGCGGGAUUCAUCAGCACAACACUGUGCUCCUGUUGACCAAUAUAGAAAACAAAUUGGUAAACAAGACUGGAAAAAAUCACGGAAAGAUGUCAAACUGAUGAAGAACCGGUCUGAACAAGACAGUCAAUCUACUGCACAGCAAAUCGUCCUGAUGUUGGGUGUUGCUAUUGCUGUGCUGUCCUCGUUGUACGUUCUGCUAUUCUGGUACCUGGGUGCUGCAUCACUAGAUGAAGUUAAAGAAGAAAGACCUGUAUAGUGAUGAAAUGACAUUGGAAGACAAGAAAGGAAAUUUUAUAAGAUGGGAUUGACAGACACGAAAA